CACCUUAGAGUUUCAUCAAAGCAUUCACAAUAUAAUUCUCAAGAGUGUUUCAAAUAUAUCAGAACAAUGGCCAGACUCGCAACGCUAGCAGCUCUUUUUGCAGCCCUUUUGUUGGUGGCGCAUGCCGCUGCCUUCCGCACCACCAUAACAACCGUGGACGUCGACGAGGACAUUGUGAACCAGCAGGGGCGGCGAGGCGAGAGCUGCCGCGAGCAGGCUCAGCGUCAGCAGAACCUCAACCAGUGCCAGCGGUACAUGAGGCAGCAAAGCCAGUACGGGAGUUACGAUGGCAGCAACCAGCACCAGCAGCAGGAACUUGAGCAGUGCUGCCAACAGCUGAGGCAGAUGGACGAGCGGUGCCGAUGUGAGGGGUUGAGGCAGGCGGUAAUGCAGCAGCAGGGUGAGAUGCGAGGUGAGGAAAUGAGGGAGGUUAUGGAGACUGCUAGGGACUUGCCAAAUCAAUGCCGCCUCAGCCCCCAGCGCUGUGAGAUUCGCUCCGCAAGGUUCUAGAGGAAGCCAUGCAUGUGCACGAUCUAUAAUAAGGGUCACCGCUAGAUAUAAAUGGUGACUGGGGGGCUUUCAUAAGCAAGCACAUCAUCGUGUGUAGUAACUAGUAUCUACUAUGUAGAUAUGAGCAGUUUAGUUCGAGGCUUUGUAGGCUGUCUCUUGAAUAAAAUAAAAUGCUUCUUAGUUU
Messenger RNA from Corylus avellana, 694 nucleotides. RefSeq names its product 2S seed storage albumin protein. Lineage: Eukaryota; Viridiplantae; Streptophyta; Magnoliopsida; Fagales; Betulaceae. Gene Ontology annotation, molecular function: nutrient reservoir activity. The record is from RefSeq and is a predicted model, not a curated record.